Photinus pyralis (common eastern firefly) is the source of this 1828-nucleotide messenger RNA. Its product is annotated as facilitated trehalose transporter Tret1-like. Gene Ontology annotation, molecular function: transmembrane transporter activity. The record is from RefSeq and is a predicted model, not a curated record. Gene Ontology annotation, biological process: transmembrane transport. Lineage: Eukaryota; Metazoa; Arthropoda; Insecta; Coleoptera; Lampyridae. The transcript is spliced from 8 exons. Gene Ontology annotation, cellular component: membrane. Bases 404 to 1828 code for a protein of 474 amino acids.
GUGGCUGAAUUCGUUCUUCUAAAAAUAUGCAGCAAAUUAUAUAGGUUCUGACGUGUUAUUUUACAUUCUUUAUCAUACCACUUUUGUUUAUAAACGUACGUUUGGUUUUUGUAUGUCAUGUCAAAUUUACGUGCUGUGUCAACUAUCACUUUUGUUAAUUGUUCCGCAGUUGGUGUAUAUCUUAUUGGAUACUCGUCGAGGACAAGCGGUAGCAGGACAUUACGUCGUACUGCUUCCAUUAGAUACUUGAUGGCUAUGGGUAAAUGAUCGGAAAAAAAUUGUUCGCACACACGGAAACUUUGUAUAUAAGGUAGCACAUUAAUGGAGGCCGCACACAAGUCUAUUACGGAACACCCUGUCGUUCCUAAGUUGUGUAUUAACUAUAGAUACAAAAGCAAGUUAAAUGCCUUUUGAACACAUACGCAAGAACACGAGAUUUCUUCAGUACAUUGCAGCUGCUUGGGUUGGUAUACUACAACUAUCUCUGUAUGCAAACCUCGUAUGGGGUACACCAACGCUACCUAAGUUAUUAUCUGAAGAUUCCCCAAUUGGAAGACCGCUGAACUAUGAAGAAGCGUCCUGGGUAAUGUCAAGCUUAAGCUUGGGUAUGAUAAUAGGAGGUAUAUUAUUGGGAAUUUUUCUUGAUAUAUUGGGAUCAAAAUGCAUACUCUUGAUCGGGGCUGUAUUUACGGUCAUCUCUUGGACCAUUCUGGGAACGGCAAAGUCUUUCGCCGCGCUUGUAGCCGGUCGCAUUGUGGCAGGUGUAGGUGAUGGAAUUGCGGUCAUGUGUAUACACAUUUACCUAUGUGAAAUCGGAAGCAAAGAUAUUCGUGGCAAAUUGGGAGUCAUUCCCAUGGUUGGAGGUAUUUCAGGCGUCUUACUUAUGUAUGGCGGUGGUCCGUAUUUAACGUAUACCACUCUUAUUAUAUGCUCCGUAAUCUUUCCUCUUAUUUUCAUUAUUUCCUUUCCUUUCAUGCCAAAUUCUCCAUACUUUUUAAUGAAGAAAAACCAGUGCAAGGACGCUGAAUUAUGCUUGAGACGAUUGGCGUGCAGUGCAACAACUCGUUCUGAAAUAGAAUCUAUGCUUGAAGAAAUUGAGGGAACAUUAAAGCGUGACAGUCGUGGUAAACACUUGCUGUCGUUGGUGUUUGAUGUUCGCUUUGGAAAAUCGCUGCUAAUUAUCGUUGGGGCUCAGUCUAUUGGGAUUCUUUCUGGUCUUGGUUUUAUCCCACCAUACUUUCAGAUCAUCUUGAAGACAGCCGACAGUAGCUUACCGACAGAACUAAUAACCGUUAUUUUUGGUAUUGCCCAGAUUCCUUCACUUUGUUUGUGCGGAUUGCUAGUGGAUAAAAUUGGAAGGAAAUGGAUGCUAGGCAUAUCGUCAUUCGGAUCUGGAAUCACUCUAAUGCUUUGUGGUACCUACUUUUAUCUUAACGGAAUAUACAAGUUAAACACUGUGAAGUUCCUGCCUGUGGUGUUCUUAAUCGCUUACCAAUUAUUUCUAUCCGUGGGACUUUGUUAUGUACCAAACCUUAUAGUUGGCGAAUUGUUUACGACCAGAACAAAAAAAAUUGGAGGUCCUACUGUUACAUGUAUAUCUUCCGUUCUCGUGUUUGUGACCGUUAAAAUCUGUGGUAGUGUGUUCGAGUCUUGGGGGCUGUAUACACUGUUCUGGGCGUUUGCGUGUGCUUCAUUUUUGGGUGUAUUUUUUGCUAUGUAUGUGUUGCCAGAGACAAAGGGUAAAUCAUUCGAGGAUAUACAAAAGACUCUAUUGUCUUCUAAUAGUAUUAAAACUAGCGAUAUGGAUUCAAAGAAUCCUGUUAUUUAA